AUGCCGCAGGACCGUUGCUUACGCUUCGCGAGUGUGGCGGUUGGACUGCUGCUCAUGGGGUGCGUGGGCUCCAACCACUCGAUCUCUGUCUGGAACGUGCAGCUGCGGGCGCUGCUGGGCUACUCGGGGGCGGACAUCUCACUUGUGUGCGCCAUGGCGUCUUUUGGCGCGUACUUCUCCAUCAGCCCCGGCUGGAUCUAUGACCACAUUGGCGCCCACUGUAGCGUUCUGCUGGGCGGCGUCUUGAUCGCCAGUGUCUAUUGGACGCUGUACGCUGGAAUGGUAGCGAGUCCCGGAGAUAUGGCACCGCUGGGCGUAGGGCUCGCGUUGGCGGUCCUCGGACAAGCCACGAACUUUGGUGUGUUCGCCGCGCUGGGACUGAAUGAGGAUUUGUAUGGACCGGAGCAUCGCGGCAAAGUCAUGGCGCUGGAACUGGCGGCGUUUAGCGCCGGCGGUGCGCUUUUCGCUGAAGUGUACAAGCACUUCUUCGACGGGAACGUCCCGUUGUACUUUCGAUUUAUGGGCUGCCUGAUGCUCGCGGUUUUUCUGCUGGCGUGGGUCGCUCUGUAUCGACCUGACAAGGAAAACGCACUGCACUCUGCUAUGACUGACACCGACCUGUCGAUAUGUGCACCCGACGGAGUCGUGUCGCCUGCCCCGAAAGUCCACGUCGACAGGGACUGCAGUCUCGUUCCGAUGGUGCAGUGUGACAGUGCUGCGAGCUGCGACGCCUUGUACGAGUUCCGAUUCUGGUUGCUCUUUGCUACGGUGUUCAUACUCGUGGGGUCGUCUCUGUUUAUAAUGGCGAACAUUGCGUUCAUUGUUGAGUCCCUGGGCGGCCCCAUGGAGCAGAUCCCGACAAUGGUGGCGCUCUUUUCGCUCGGCAACUGCUGUGGGCGCGUCGUAUCGGGCGUUCUAUCGGACAGCGUCCUGGACAGAUGUCCUCGCAUCUAUUUUGUAAGCGUGGCAUCCAUCUUCGUUGGUUUUACUCACGCGUUGUUUUUGGUUAUCCCGCGUGCGUACCUGGCGGUUCCUAUCACGCUUGCAGGCAUCGCUGAUGGCGUCAUGUUUGCCACGUUUCCUGUGCUGACCCGAGAGACUUUUGGCGCGCGCCACUUUGGCAAGAACUUUGGUCUUAUGAGCGCGGCCAAUGCGAUCGGCUUUCCCUUAUUCUACAGCCCCAUAGGCUCGUUUGUCUACAGUCUGUCGGCCAAGCCCGUGGACGGCGUCCAGAAGUGUGUCGGAGACGAGUGCUUUCGGUCAGUGUUCUUCUUGGUCAUCGCGUUGAGUGUCGUAUCCUUGAUGGCGAGUCUCGAGUUUGCCAAACGCCAGCAGUACGCCCGCUUGUUAUAG
Messenger RNA from Hyaloperonospora brassicae, 1353 nucleotides. Lineage: Eukaryota; Oomycota; Peronosporomycetes; Peronosporales; Peronosporaceae. The record is from the annotation of a GenBank genome assembly.